AUGAACGGCGAGUCGGUUGCUCCAAGCUGCGUACCUUCAUGUAACCUACAAUCAGGCUUAGUCGAUAAGAGUUGUUUAGAUUUGGGCGGGCUAGGUUUUGAGCUCGUAGCACUGACCGUGUCCCCUGCACUUGGUGUCCUAGAUUUCUUUAGGAGGACUCUUAGAACAAGAGCGCCCAACCAUAGGUUUUAUGUACCUUCCUCUGUAACUAAGAAAUCGGGUUCACAAUUUACUAAUACAAAACAUAUUCUACAAUAUCUGUCAGAUAUUGACGAUUGCAUGAAUACGUUUCAACUUAGAACCUGGAUAUAUGAUUAUGCAAUCGAAUGGAUUCCAUUUGAUAGAUUACCUAAU
Messenger RNA from Ambispora leptoticha, 354 nucleotides. Lineage: Eukaryota; Fungi; Glomeromycota; Glomeromycetes; Archaeosporales; Ambisporaceae. The record is from the annotation of a GenBank genome assembly.